GGAGAUCCACGCCGAGACUUCACUUCUGCUGCAUCUAGUCCGCCUGGCGUCCCCUGUCUGCGCUGGGAGACCAGAGGAGCGUUUAUUUAUCCCCGUCUUGUACUCCCCAACCAUGACGUUCCGGAGGCUGAGGAAGGUGAACUCCAGCGGGCCGGAGAGCGGAGCCGCAUCCCCGGACGGAGACGUGUAUUUCCCCUCAUCCCAGUCGGACAGCUGCAGGACCGCAGACUCGCCCAGGAACUCCGAGGUCUACAACUACAAAACUCUGGCUUACUCCGGCGGGACGCUGCCCAGGAACCUCAGAAAGGGUGGAGGACCUCAGAAAUGGAAACCCCUGACAACGUCACCAGAACCACAGAGAAAUGUGGUGCUUCUGGAAAAAACAGAAGAGGAGUCGUUUGGUUUUGAGAUUCAGACUUACGGCCUCCAUCAUCAGGACCAAAACUCGGUGGAGAUGUGCACAUUUGUGUGCAAGGUGCACGACGACAGCCCGGCCCAGCAGGCAGGACUCAGAGUUGGGGACACCAUCGCCAGUGUAAACGAGGCCACGGUGGAGGGAUUUCGACACAAGGACAUCGUCCAGCUCAUCAGGGCCUGUGGCAACACUCUCAGGCUGGAGACGGUUUACAGUGACUCGAUCCGAAAAGCUGAGCUGGAGGCCCGGCUGCAGUAUCUGAAGCAAACUCUUCAUGAGAAGUGGGACGAGUACCGCUCGUUGAUGGUGCAGGAGCAGAGGCUCGUUCACGGCAUCGUGAUGAGCGACGCCGCCGUGUACGAGUCCCUGGAGUCGGCGGGUGUGUACGGCAGCCUGGGCGUGCCCAGCCCCGCCGUCCAGAGAGCCCUCCGCGGCACGGGCGGCACCGGCAGCACCAGCAGCAGCGCCAGCUUCCUCAGCACGGCCACCGAGGACGACCCCCUCUACCAAACCUGCCUGUACCAGGCGGACAGCAACAUGGACUCAGACAACGCAGACACCAAGAAAGAGCAGCAGCCGCCGCCGAGGCAGUCGCGUCUCCGGCCGGCCAGCGAGCUUUUCACGGCGGCCAAGACCCAGCUGACCCGCAGCGCCAGCACCCGCAGCUACGUCCGGGGAUCGUCCUCGUCGAAUUCUGCAGACAAGCAGGCGGGAUUCAGCACGCUGCAGAGGAAGCCCAAGCAGAAGAGCUUCCGCAGGCGCAUCCUCAAAUUCAUCCCGGGCUUGAAUCGACCGCUGGAGGAGGAGGAGAGCAAGCUGUGAGCUGCAGAGAGAUCUGUUCAGCUAAACCUAACAACGGACAGACCUAGAGACUUAAAAGCGCCAGCGACGGUCCGAUUUAAAGUACCAAAGAAAACCACAGCAGCCCCAAAGAGCGACGAGUCUGAGACCAAAGUAAAUGGGCUUUAGUUGCACCUCCCUGUGUUGAAGUGACUUAACCAGUCAACGUUUGGCUACAUCCAGUAACCUUCAGUGUUUAUGGAGUGUACAUAACUUUUGUUUUUGUUUGUCUUGAUUUUUAAGUUAUUUAUUUAUUUUUACAUGUUCUGCUCAUGUACAGAAUGAAGGACACCUUCCUUUUUUUUUCAGCAUGCACACAUUCUGACAGCUGGACGAAAAACCAGUGGCAACUGGAACUGUGCAACGUUUUGUUUUGGUUUUGUAAAAGACAAACCUGUUGUUGAUUUGGGAUGACUUGGAUCCUGUUUUAUUUUUCCACCCAAGCUAAUGUUUCCUAAAAAAUUAAAAAAAAAUUGUGGCAUUUCCAGCGUGCAUGCUCAUUAUUUUGGACAGAGA
This is a messenger RNA of Cololabis saira (Pacific saury), 1771 nucleotides long. RefSeq names its product trafficking regulator and scaffold protein tamalin (gene tamalin). Gene Ontology annotation, molecular function: protein binding. The record is from RefSeq and is a predicted model, not a curated record. Lineage: Eukaryota; Metazoa; Chordata; Actinopteri; Beloniformes; Belonidae. The coding region runs from base 113 to 1237 and encodes 374 amino acids. The transcript has 8 exons.